Jaculus jaculus (lesser Egyptian jerboa) is the source of this 3890-nucleotide messenger RNA. It is a transcript of the gene Tox, whose product is annotated as thymocyte selection associated high mobility group box. NCBI's taxonomy places the organism in Eukaryota, Metazoa, Chordata, Mammalia, Rodentia, Dipodidae. The record is from RefSeq and is a predicted model, not a curated record. The transcript is spliced from 9 exons. Gene Ontology annotation, cellular component: nucleus. Gene Ontology annotation, molecular function: chromatin DNA binding. Gene Ontology annotation, biological process: regulation of transcription by RNA polymerase II; leukocyte differentiation. Bases 344 to 1948 code for a protein of 534 amino acids.
GGCUGCGCGCUCGGUGCCGACGGGUGCGCGCCGAGGCUUGGGGAAGACUUGAGCGCUUUUCCCCCCUCUCUCGCUCUCUCUCUUUUUUUUUCUUUCUUCUUCGUUUUUUUUUUUUUUUUCUUUCUUCCUCCUCUUCUUCUUAAACAAACCACAAACGGAUGUGAGGGAAGGAAGGUGUUUCUUUUACUACUGAGCCCAGACACCUCUCUCUGUUCCGUCUAAGCUUGUUUUGCUGAGCACUUAAAAAACAAAAAGAAAAAAAAAGAAAAGAAAAGACAAAAAAAAAAAAAGAAAGAAAGAAAGAAAAAGAAAAAGCAAAGGAGUUGCUUGAUGUGAGAGUGAAAUGGACGUAAGAUUUUAUCCACCUCCAGCCCAGCCCGCCGCCGCGCCUGACGCUCCCUGUCUGGGACCUUCUCCCUGCCUGGACCCCUACUAUUGCAACAAGUUUGACGGUGAGAACAUGUAUAUGAGCAUGACAGAGCCGAGCCAGGACUAUGUGCCAGCCAGCCAGUCCUACCCAGGUCCAAGUCUGGAAAGUGAAGACUUUAACAUUCCACCAAUCACUCCUCCCUCCCUCCCUGACCACUCGUUGGUGCACCUGAAUGAAGUCGAGGCUGGUUACCACUCUCUGUGUCACACCAUGAACCACAAUGGCCUGCUUCCAUUCCACCCACAAAACAUAGACCUGCCAGAGAUCACCGUGUCCAACAUGCUGGGUCAGGAUGGCACACUGCUCUCCAACUCCAUCUCUGUGAUGCAAGAUAUCCGGAACCCAGAAGGAGCUCAGUACAGCUCCCACCCUCAGAUGGCAGCCAUGAGGCCACGAGGGCAACCUGCAGAUGUCAGGCACCAGGCCAGCAUGAUGCAGCAUGGCCAGCUGACCACCAUCAACCAGUCCCAGCUGAGUGCUCAACUGGGGUUGAACAUGGGAGGGAACAAUGUUCCCCACAGCUCUCCCUCUCCACCUGGAAGCAAGUCUGCUACACCUUCCCCUUCCAGCUCAGUACAUGAAGAUGAGGCUGAUGAUACCUCCAAGAUCAAUGGUGGGGAGAAGCGACCUGCCUCUGAUAUGGGGAAAAAACCAAAAACUCCCAAGAAGAAAAAGAAGAAGGACCCCAAUGAGCCCCAGAAGCCUGUGUCUGCCUAUGCGUUAUUCUUUCGUGAUACCCAGGCUGCCAUCAAGGGUCAAAAUCCAAAUGCUACCUUUGGAGAAGUCUCUAAGAUUGUGGCUUCCAUGUGGGAUGGUUUAGGAGAAGAGCAAAAGCAGGUCUAUAAAAAGAAAACCGAGGCUGCAAAGAAGGAAUACCUGAAGCAACUAGCAGCAUACAGAGCCAGCCUCGUAUCCAAGCACUCUCCUGUGUCCCCUCUACAGAGCUACAGUGAACCUGUGGAUGUGAAGCCAUCUCAGCCACCCCAGCUGAUCAACUCAAAGCCUUCAGUGUUCCACGGGCCCACCCAGGCCCACUCAGCUCUGUACCUAAGCUCUCAUUAUCACCAACAGCCAGCAAUGAACCCUCACCUCACGGCCAUGCAUCCAAGCCUCCCCAGAAACAUAGCACCCAAGCCGAAUAACCAAAUGCCAGUGACUGUCUCCAUAGCCAACAUGGCUGUGUCCCCACCACCUCCCCUGCAGAUCAGCCCACCCCUCCACCAGCAUCUGAGUGUGCAGCAGCACCAGCCGCUCACCAUGCAGCAGCCCAUCGGGAGCCAGCUGCCCAUGCAGGUCCAGUCUGCCUUACACUCGCCCACCAUGCAACAAGGAUUUACUCUUCAACCCGACUAUCAGACUAUUAUCAACCCUACAUCUACAGCCGCACAAGUCGUCACCCAAGCAAUGGAGUAUGUGCGCUCAGGGUGCAGAAAUCCUGCCCCACAGCCGGUGGACUGGAAUAACGACUACUGCAGUAGUGGGGGCAUGCAGAGGGAUAAAGCGCUGUACCUCACCUGAAAAUUUCAACAUCUCUUCUUUCCACUGAUGAAUUCAGGGAAGUCUUUUCACCAGAGUUUGCUUUGUCCACGCAAGGCAGUUCCCCAUUUUAUUAGAAAAUACAAGUUGCUAAGCACUUAGGACCAUUUGAGCUUGUGGGUCACCCACUCUGGAAGAAAUAGUCAUGCUUCUUUAUUAUUUUUUUAAUCCUUUAUGAACUUGUUCUUCUUCCCUGAAGGAAAUAUGGACCAUUCCGAUUUUAUGUUGGUUUUUGCUGUGAAGUGCUGCGCUCUAGUAACUGCCUUAGCAACAGUAGAUGUCUCGGGUGACAGUCCUGGGUUUUCCAUUGGUUUUCAUAAUGGGUGUUUAUAUGGAACUACUAAAGACUUUUUAAAUGGCUUGAUGUAGCAGUCAUAGCAAGUUUGUAAAUAGCAUCUAUGUUACACUCUCCUAGAGUAUAAAAUGUGAAUGUUUUUGUAGCUAAAAUGUAAUUUGAAACUGGCUCACUCCAGUUUAUUGAUUUCACAGAGGGGUUAAAUUGGCAAACAUUCAUAUUUUUACUUCAUUUUUAAAAAAAACAACUGACUAAUAGUUCUAUAUUUUCAAAAUAUUUGAAAAACUAUUCCCAAAUGAUUUUAAUUUAAAAACAAAUUGGCUUUGUCUCAUUGAUCAGACAAAAAAAUAAAUAAAUAAACUAGUGUUAAGGGAAGCGCAAACACAUUUAUUUUGUACUGCAGAAAAAAAUUGCUUUUUGUAUCACUUUUUGUGUAAUGAUUAGUAAAUGUCAUCUAAGUCCUUUUAUGUAUAAAACUGCCAAAUGCUUACCUGAUAUCUUCUUAGAUGCAGACAGAUUGGAAACAGCUUAAUUAUAACCUUUAUCAUUGGCUCUGUUUCAUUGUCUCUUCAUGCUGUGUCUGUAUUUAAUCUUUUUUUAUGAAACCUGUUGCGCCUAUUUAUGAAAUAAUAAAUAUAGGUGUUUGUAAGUAAUUUUGUUAGUAUUUGAAAGGGUUUUCUUUGAUGUUUUAGCUUUUGCUGGCAAAAAAGAAAUUCAUGCUUGGUGUGAAUAUUUUCUUACUCCAUUUUUACAGUGAAAUGAAUGAAGCCAAACCUGCUUUUCAUUUAGUAGCAGAUUAAAGUAAGCCAAUGCAUAUUUCUGAUUGGUAUAGAUGAAAAUGUAUUCUAGUUUAGAACUUUCUUUCCUCAUACAAUACAACAGAGAAUUGCCCCAAAGUUCAUAUAAGCAUCAAAGCUAAACAGGCACCAAUGUAUCUUGUACCUAAAAGGUUCUUCUCGUUUCUCAGCUGGUUUAGUUAAUUCUGAAAAUGACCUCUGAAAGCAAAACUAAAGUUGAUUUAUCCAAAAUUCCUCAAGCUGCAUGCUUCUCACAACAUUCAGGAAACACUUAAGAAGGAACAAGAGUGAGGAAGAAAUAAAAGGAGAGCACACUGUGAAGAAUAAAUCUGAGUGAAAGGUGAGUAACCACACAGCCAGAAAGAAAGAAAGAGAGAAAGCAUCCCAAGUUUGAAGCCUUUGUGAGAAAUGACAUUCUUGCUGUCUUUUGUGUCUCUACAAGCUACUUCAUUCUAGGCUUCCUGGGUCCUCCAAGAUGACUCUGAGGGAAGUAGGGAUUUACUAGGGAAUCAAAAGCAUCCAUGGGUUUGCAAGCAUUUACACCAAAAAGGAACGAGUAACUUUCUCCCUUCUAGGGAGGGGAUCAUAUCAAGUCCGUUCAUAUGGUUGGAAACCAAGAGAAUAGUUCUUUCAUGGAAUAUACAAAGUAAAUUCAGCUAUUGAAAUAUCUAUAAGCAUUAUAUAAUGCAGUCAGAAUCAAGAAGACAAAAGGUAUGCUUGCUUUGGAAUGAUUGUAGGCAUUGUACAACCUUGAAUCACUUCAGCAUGUAAUAGUGAAUAAAUAAUGCAGAUCCAAUGUAAUUAUUAAAAUGACUGUAGCUGAGACCUCUAA